CUCGUUUUCAUUUGUUUGUAAAAUACUGUCUAUCAAGAAUCUCUGGUGUUUAACCUUAAUCCCGGCAAAAUGUUUGUACAGUUUUCGCAUUCAGACACCAGCUGUCUACGCAUAUUCAGUUCCACAACCACGCCGCCAAACGUCGGAAUUUCUGUCACUCCACCACCCCAGAAAUCCAGCGACACAGUAAAAAAGAAGCUGAAGCGGCAAGUUCUCGAGUGCCCCGGCUUGUUAAGAAAAAAUAGAUUUGUCAAAGGUCCUCGUGGCAGAAUCGAGAGAAACCUCGAUUUCGGGGGUUGUUCUGGAACUCAAGGUGGCCUCUUUUAUGAUAGAAAUGUGGUUCCCGAGAAAGAAGAAGAGAUUCUGGAGAAUUCGGAUAGUAAGGUGGGAAAAAAUGGGAGCUUUGAUGUGCUUUCGGUGCCGGAAAAUAGGGUUAAUGAGGAAUUGCUAGCUCGUAAUUCGCUGGCGGAAGAUGCGAAAAAUAGGGUUUAUAGGAAAGUAAAGGGAAAUUACAGUAAAAAUGGCCAAGGAAUUAGGCGGGACGAAGGGAUGCAGACCAAGUGUUCGACGAAAUGGGGGAGGUACGGAGGGAGCAUUCCCGCCAUGUUGGAGGCUUUGGAGAGGAUAAGCGACUUGGAUGAGGCGCUGAAGCCGUGGGAGACGACGCUGACGAACAAGGAGAGGAGCAUACUACUGAAGGAACAGCUGGGGUGGGAGAGGGCAAUGGAGAUUUUCGAGUGGUUCAAGAGGAAAGGGUGUCAUGAAGUGAAUGUCAUUCACUACAACAUAAUGCUUCGCCUUCUUGGGAAAGCGCGGCAGUGGAGUGAGAUCGAGAGGCUGUGGGAUGAGAUGGCGAAGAAUGGGGUUGAGCCCAUAAACUCCACCUAUGGAACUCUGAUUGAUGUGUACAGCAAAGGAGGGCGUAGGGACGUGGCGAUGAAGUGGUUGGAGAUGAUGAUCAUGCGUAGAAUGGAGCCGGAUGAGGUCACCAUGGGGAUUGUGGUGCAGAUGUAUAAGAAAGCAGGGGAUUUCGCGGCUGCUGAGGAGUUCUUCAAGAAGUGGUCGCGUGGUAACUCUGUGUUGGAGGGGCGUAGAGGUGGUGUAUGGAAGAGUAAAACGGAUGCUACUGUUGGUUCUUAUACGUACAAUACGCUGAUUGAUACAUAUGGAAAAGCAGGAAAACUCGAUGAAGCAAGUAAGACGUUCAACGAGAUGGUGCAGAAAGGUAUAUCUCCUAACACGGUGACUUUUAACACUAUGAUUCACAUGUAUGGUAACAAUGGUCAGCUUGAUGAGGUUGCUGCCCUAAUUGGGAGAAUGGAGAGUGCUAAAUGUUGUCCCGAUACACGAACUUAUAAUAUUCUCAUAUCACUUCAUGCUAAGCACAAUGACAUAGAAUCUGCAGCAAGAUACUGGAAGAAGAUGAAGGCAGCUUCUCUUGAGCCCGAUGCUGUCAGCUAUCGGACUCUUUUGUAUGCCUACGCAAUUAGGCAUAUGGUUCAUGAGGCAGAGGGGCUGGUUUCAGAGAUGGAUGAGAGAGGAUUGAAGAUUGAUGAGUUCACUCAAUCUUCCUUGACAAGAAUGUAUAUAGAAGCUGGCUUGCUGGAGGAGUCGUGGUCGUGGUUUCAGAGGUUUCACCGUGGAGGGGGAAUGACUUCCGAGUGCUAUUCUGCCAACAUUGAUGCUUUUGGUGAGAGAGGGUAUGUUUCACUAGCUGAGAAAGUGUUUGAUUGUUGUGUGCAAGUUCAAAAAUUGACUGUUAUCGAGUUUAAUGUGAUGAUCAAAGCAUAUGGUAUCGGGGGGAAAUUCGAGCAGGCUUGCUGCUUGUUUGAUAGCAUGGGGAAACAUGGGUUGGUUGCUGAUAGAUGUGGGUAUAAUUCUCUUGUGCAAAUGCUUGCUAGCGCGGAUUUGCCAGAAACCGCGAUAGUUUAUCUUAGAAGAAUGCAGGAGGCAGGGCUUGUGAUUGAUUGUGUCCCAUAUUGUGCAGUCAUCUCUAGUUAUGCAAAGUUAGGUCGUGUAGACAAGGCUGUUGAGUUAUACGAGGACAUGAUCUCUCACAACGUGAAGCCUGAUAUAAUCGUGUAUGGAGUCCUUAUAAAUGCGUUUGCAGACACUGGGAAUGUGGAAGAGGCGACAUUUUAUGUCCGUGCCAUGCGAAACAUAGGAUUGUCGAUGAAUCAGGUCAUAUGCACGUCGUUGAUCAAGCUGUACACGAAGGUGGGGUACUUGAGAGAAGCGGAGGAGGUGUACAGGACGCUCCAGUCGUUAGAGGCGGGGCUUGAUGUCUACUCCUUGAACUGCAUGAUCGAUCUCUACAGUGAGCGUUCGAUGGUGGCAGAGGCGGAGGAGAUAUUCGAGAGGUUGAAGCAAAAUGGGGAGGCGAAUGAGUUCACACAUGCUAUGAUGCUGUCCAUGUAUAAAAGGAAUGGGAGAUUCGUGGAAGCUUUUUGGAUUGCAAGAAAGAUGAGAGAAUUAGGGCUGAUGACAAGGCUGCUUACCUAUAAUCUUGUGCUUGGAUUCUAUGCUUCUGAUGGGAGGUAUAAGGAGGCGGUAGCUACCUUCCGCGAGAUGCUCGAAUCCCAUAUCGUGCCAGAUGACUCCACGUUCAAGUCGCUUGGGAUCAUUCUCUUGAAAUGUGGAGUUCCGAAAAGCGCUGUGGACAAGCUCGAGCAGACGAGGAAGAGGGACACCGCGGCUGGUCUGCAGACGUGGGCUGCGACCAUUUCCUCCGUCGUUAACAUGGAUGACAACGAUGAUGAUUUUAGUGAAGACGAAGUUUAGUUCGUGCACAAAAGAGUAGUUGGAAUCCUGAUAUGAAUUCGUGUGUAUGGUAUAAGGAUCCGUGUGCACAAAAGAGUAGUUCGAAGUCUCGCCCUUCAGGUUGGUGGUUCGAGGAAGAUGGCCUCUUUAAUCUUCUUGAUGAAGGGCGGGCAGAAAAGCAGCAGUGUGCUGUAGCUGCUUCAAAUAAUUAGGAACUUUUCUUUUAUGGCUGAGAAUGAACUUGCAAUGGGCCAGAAUCGUCACUGUCUUGAAACAAUGUUCCAGUGUUUGGAAGAUUAUGUUACAGAGGAUGAAGAACUCGUCACAAAUGCCCUUGAGAGAAUCAUGAAUAUGGGCUCAUUGCUAGACCUUCAGAUAUUUAGCUCAUCAAAGCCUCCGUCCAUCAAAAUGACAGCAGAAUAACAAAAGGAUAGUUAUGGCUCCUCAAAGUGGAUUAAAGAGUGAGUUGAGAUGGGCAUUGAAUGCUCUCACAUUGCUUUCGUUCAAAGAGAAAGAUGAAGUCAGAAAAGAUGCAACUCCUCUUACCCGGAUUCAUGGAUUGCUUGAUGCUCUACUUCAAGUUGUAUGUAGUAAUUUCUGCAUAUAUAUGUAUCUGUUUCUGUGCAUUGAGCUUACAUGCUGGCGAUGCUCAACCUGGCAGAAGUCAACAAGGACUGUCGGCUGAAACUAGCUAGUGAGAGAUGGUUGGAUGCAAUUCAUCAAAUCUGCUAAAAUUCUUCGUGGUGUCUAAAUAAUUCCCACGUUAUUUGUGCUUGGAUUUUAUGCUUGAGAUGCUCGAAUCCCGUUUGUGCCCGAUGAGAUCAUUCUCAGGGACACCGCAAUGACGAUGAUGAUGAUUUUAUUCUUUUUGAUAAAUUAUAUAAGUAAAUAAAGAAAUUUGAUGACCACGCAAUGGAGGAUUCGAACCCAGGACCUCAAGUCUUGGGCAAUAACUUCUUACCGCUAGGCCAAUACACGCACGCAACGACGAUGAUGAUUUUAGCGAAGAUGAAGUUUAGUUUGUGCUUCCCAGAGUGAAAUAGAGUAGCAUAUAUUCAUGUACAUAUCCAUUUUCUUGUUUGCUCUACAUUGGAUAUUGUGGUGAAAUGAAGAUCAUGUGUAAUUCUUAAUC
This is a messenger RNA of Salvia miltiorrhiza (redroot sage), 3892 nucleotides long. RefSeq names its product pentatricopeptide repeat-containing protein At3g23020. The record is from RefSeq and is a predicted model, not a curated record. Bases 70 to 2781 code for a protein of 903 amino acids. Gene Ontology annotation, molecular function: protein binding. Lineage: Eukaryota; Viridiplantae; Streptophyta; Magnoliopsida; Lamiales; Lamiaceae. The transcript is spliced from 3 exons.